Molecule: messenger RNA, 183 nt
Organism: Racocetra fulgida
Lineage: Eukaryota; Fungi; Glomeromycota; Glomeromycetes; Diversisporales; Gigasporaceae
Source: the annotation of a GenBank genome assembly
AUGAAAUCAAAACCUGAUAAAACUAUUGAGUCUUAUUUCUCUGCUUUAAAAGAACUAUGCCGAAAGGUAGACCCAAAUAUUAGCAAUUCUGAUAAAGAUAAAAGGAGAAAAUUUAUAGAUAGCCUAUGUUCUGAAUUCCAUAUUUCAGUUGAAUCUGCAAUAUCAGAUGAUCUAUUUGAAGCU